AAGACUGUCUCUUUGAUGGCAAAUGCCUUCCAAAUCUUUCUGUCUAUUCAUUGUACAGUAGUUUUAGGCUUUAGCCUCUUUACCAUUGCUUAUACCGAUGGUAACUAUUGUUAUGCAACUUUCCAGGAAUAUGCAGAUUAGUUUACACUUGCCUCUAUCAUGUCUGGUAUUAAGUAUUUUUUAAUUACUGUUCAGUUUCAUCUGUAUGCAGGCGAUGCAGAUGGUAAAGGAAAUACUAGAAAAGAUGAGCUCUACAAGGCUUCUGCAAUGCUCAAGGUUCCACAUCAACAAGUCAAGAUUCUGGACCAUCCAGAUCUUCAGGAUGGUUUUGGCAACAUGUGGAACCACAAUUUAGUGGCGAAGAUUGUUGAAGAGGAAGUCAUAAGUCAUGGCAUUAACUUGAUACUUACUUUUGAUAAUUAUGGAGUUUCGGGACACUGUAACCACCGUGAUGUGCAUUAUGGUGUAAGGAAGCUUUUAAAUGCAUCGUCACAGAGGAAUAUUGAAGCCUGGGAACUUGUCAGUACAAACAUAUUCCGCAAGUAUAGUGGACCAGUGGAUAUAUGGUUGUCCACUAUAUAUUCCAUGCAAUGCUCAAAUGAAAUGUUGCAUUGCUUGGUAAAUGAGCAACCUCGAAAGAGCUUCCGGGCGAUGGCACAACAUGCAAGCCAAUGGGUUUGGUUUCGCAAGCUUUUUGUGGCAUUUUCCAGUUGCACCUAUGUGAACAUGCUUAGAAAGAUGAAGUAG
Molecule: messenger RNA, 747 nt
Organism: Fragaria vesca subsp. vesca
Lineage: Eukaryota; Viridiplantae; Streptophyta; Magnoliopsida; Rosales; Rosaceae
Product: N-acetylglucosaminyl-phosphatidylinositol de-N-acetylase-like
Exons: 7
Coding region: 160-747 (195 amino acids)
Biological process (GO): GPI anchor biosynthetic process
Cellular component (GO): endoplasmic reticulum
Molecular function (GO): N-acetylglucosaminylphosphatidylinositol deacetylase activity
Source: RefSeq, a predicted model, not a curated record